Alternaria metachromatica is the source of this 1098-nucleotide messenger RNA. RefSeq lists its product as uncharacterized. The record is from RefSeq and is a predicted model, not a curated record. The transcript has 3 exons. The coding region runs from base 1 to 1098 and encodes 365 amino acids. Lineage: Eukaryota; Fungi; Ascomycota; Dothideomycetes; Pleosporales; Pleosporaceae.
AUGCGUUUUCCGAUACUCCUUAUCACUUCAUUCUUUACGCUGAUAGUAGCCUCAAACGACCCGUUUAACAAUCUAUCUGUUCAGUCUCUACAGAGCGGUGAUACGACCAUCAAUACCAGAGAUGCCGAAAUCGACAAGACAUGUAGACGCUUACGUACGUUGACACAGCUCAACAGGAUCGCACAUAACGAGACCCUCAUGGACAUGAUGAUCAUGCGCGACAAGUUCGCUCAACCACGCAUCGACUGGAUCAAAAGCAACAGUGACGACAUCACUGCCAAACUCGACAAGCUGACAUCCAACUCAACUCUCACUGCCGAAUGCAACACCAUCAAUGCGCAGCGCGAGACAGCUCGUCAAUGCAAAGCAUUGGAGAUAUUGGAAAGGCUGGUAAGCUCAACGAAUGGCCAGCCCGGUACCAAUCCAGGUCCUGCUGCGGAUUUUCUCAGCGAGGAGCAGAAUCAGAAAUUGCAACAAAAGUUCGAGAAAGCGGAGCUCAAGCUGCAGCAACUUAGGAGGAACGCUACAUUAAUGGGUCUCUGCGAAGACAAUAUUAUGUUCCAGCAGAAUGGCGCCAUUGGAAGUCUUGCCCUCAAGACACCCAGUGGUAUGGCGACAUUCGACUUCGGCGACCCACCCCCGGGCCUUAAUCUCAGCGAGUCCCGGACAGUCGGAAACAGUGUUGUCGCAAUCAUCUUGUUUGGUCUUUCGGGUGUCUUCGUUGCAUUAAGGCUGUUUACUCGCCUGAAGUUGAAACAAGAACAGCUGGGGUGUGAUGACUACUUGAUCAUUGCUGGGCUGGCAUUGAACGCGGGGAAUCUUGCGUGCUGUAUCAUCACCUUCGCAUACGUUUUUGUCUACGCGUGGAGUGUCUGUGUCAUCAAACUCUCCAUCCUCGCUUUGUAUCGACGUAUCUUCGGUAUAAACUGGUUGGGUUGGUUCUGUGUUGGCAUGACCGCUGCCUACCUGAUCACAAACCACGUCGUUCUGCCAUUGUACACUCGACCGUUGAGCUACUAUUGGGAUCAAUGGAAUGGGGCACACGGAGAGAUUCUCGUCGAUGAGGCAAAGGUGCGCCGCAGGUACCCCACAUUCUGA